UUCUAACUAGACAGUUAAGGUCCUGUGGUUUGAAACAGACAUCAUAUCUAUUAAUCAAUAUUUCUAUAUCAUAUUGUUCACUGGAACAUUGAGCAUGCGUUGUAGCUAGAACAGUUAUGAAACUAUUUAUUGCACUGGUAGAACUGUACCCGAGACAGUUUAAUUUACAUUUUGAGAGACCACCCGUGGGAUUAAACGGCCCUGUCAACGGUAAUGACAUAAAAGACACAUCCUUGAGUACACAUUAUAGGUAAGAAAUUGAGAUUAUUGGUUAUCAUAACGUAUUAGGUGUAUUCCAUAUAAAGUAGGGGAACAUGUAUUACUAACUGACCCGCUUCUGAGGCUGUGCAUUGCCAAAUAACAAAACAAGUUGUCUGUCCUUGGAUAAGGUGUAAAAUGUGUGUUUAAGUGUGUCUGAGCUUUCUGAGCAAUUUAUGUGCAGUUAUGCAAUGUAUAUAAUGCGAAUGAUGCUGUGGUCAGAUGCUGUAACAGUCUAGCUGUUAUGGUGACCAGAUUGACCUACAUUGUGAAGUGUGCUCUAAACUGCCCUGUAUUUGAGUGUGAUAUAACUUAUAUUUAUUCAAAAGUCGAGAAACUAAAUGUAUUGCUUUUUUCUUCAUCCCUGCUGAUAAAAACAGUAAAGCAAUAUUUUGUUAUUUUUGAAUGAUUUGUCCCCCCCAAAAAUUUUUUGAGGUGAGAAGUAAACUAAACUAUUUUGGAUGACCAUAUUUGUGUCAGGCCCAUUUGACUCUAUACAUCAUAUAAAUGUAUUAUAUUAUAUACAUGUCACAGAAAUAUGAAAAUAACUUCAUGGUAGAAUUGAAGACAAAUGAAAGUGCUGUGAGCAUUGCAAGCAUUUUUACAUUAUUUCUAACAAAAGUCCACUUUCACCUAGCCGAUUAAACUCAACUCCACGAUUUACGAUGGAGUUGAGGGGCGACUAGCCUGUGCGAAUUGAUAAACAUUUUUUUUCAGCACCCAAAGAAUAGCCUGUGCUGAAAUUUUAUUAAAAAAUAAAAUAAAACGUUAUUUUAAUGGACGUUGGAGCUCCAGUCAGCCCACACUAGUUGCUGCUCAACUACAUGGUAAAUCGUGGAGUUUAGUUUAGUCUGCUACUUUCACCUGAACAUGUUCAUUAGCAUUUCAUAAUCAUUACAGUGUGAACAUUGAACAGUGCAUUGCAUUGAAUAGUGUAAUAUGAAUAUUAUACUUCAUAAUAGAGAGCAAUAGUAAUAGUGUAUUUUUGUAAGCACUAACUCUGCCUGGCUCGUUGGCCAAAGCCUAUGGGGAAAUGAAUGGGGUUAUUGUAGGGUUUUUGGAUAAAUGCCGAAAAUAAGGUAUGUGGUAAACACAGGCUUAGGAGAUCACAUGUUUUGUUCUAUGAGAUAAUCUUCAUCAGCUAAUGUCACUUUUUGCGAAUUUUGAAGCAUUUAUAUAAUCAAAAUAAGAAUAUAAAGCACAUAAAGGCUUCAUAAUUCAUAAAGGUCAUGUUAACUGACUGAUUAUCUCAUUGAACAAAACAUAUAAGAUCUCCUAAGCAUGUGUUAACCUUAGACCUUAUUUUCAGCGUUUGUCCCAAAACCCCAUUCUUCCCCAUUAAUUUCCCCCAUAGAAAUGGCUGAAUGAAGCAGAGGUAACUCAUUUCCGAUUUUUAGGACUACAAGCUGACAAGUAUUCCAGUGUGUUUAAUUAUCAGUUCUCUAUACUACAUCUCUUUAACGAUGUAGUAUAACUUGCACCAAAAAAUAUAUAACUUGCUUUUUAUUUAUUUUUAUUAUUAUUAUUAUUUAUUUGAAUAAGGUGACCCAUUCUCUAUAGCAGGGUUUCACAAACUCGAUCCUGGCCCCCCCCCCCCCCCCCGGGUACACAUUUUGUUUUUUUCCCUAAUACUACACAGCUGAUUCAAAUAACCAACUCAUUAUCAAGCUUUGAUUAUUUGAAUCAGCUGUGUAGUGCUAGGGCAAAAACUGAAACGUGCACCCGGGGGGGCACCCUGCACUAUAGCACAUACUGGGCUUCUAAACAUAUAAAAGAAAACAAUUUUUUCAGUCCCUGUUUCGAAUAUGGCCAAGAACUCCAUCCACUGGUUCCGGAAAGGACUGCGUCUCCAUGACAACCCGGCCCUGCUGGAGGCGGUGCGGGAUUCAGACACGGUGCGCUGUGUCUACUUCCUGGACCCCUGGUUCGCUGGCUCCUCCAACCUGGGGGUCAACCGGUGGAGGUGAGGCACAACUAAUUUAUCUAUUAAUCUAUCAACCAACCAAUCAAUAAGAUUCUAUUGUCCUAGUAAACAGAUGCAUUGUGUAUGCUCUGAAUGUUUGUGUUAUUACAGUGUUAACUAUUUAACAGUGUUGUUCAGUGUAUUACGAAGUUGAUGUUGUAGGCAGGAUUGUGGUCAGUUCCAUUUCAAUUCAAGAAGUGAAUUGGAAGUCCAAUUUAUUGACCCAGACCAGAUGUUAUAGUGAUCAAGUGGUUCUCAGAACAGUUCCCAUCAGACGGUUACCACUAUCUGGCCAAGCUAGAGAAAACAGAAGUAGGCUAUGGAGUGUUCAGAUGUGCCAGUGGAAGGCCUGGAUCUUGACAUCCAUAGAUCAGGCCCAGCAGAGCAGGACUGUAGCAGUAGGCCUAUAUUGUAAUUCUGUCUGCUUUCAAAAUAAAAGUAGUGUUAACAGCAUUGUCUUCUGUAUUGAAAGUUAGUGGAUUCUAUGUUUGAGUAUUCUCCAAUUAUUUACUAGGCUAUUUCGUAGGCUAGCAUUUUAAAAAAGUGUAGUGGUGCUUAUUCCUUGAUUAUUUUAACUCAGAAGAUAGAAGAAAUACUACUAGGCCUAAUUGAAUGACUGGCAUGCAGAAGCAACAGCUUCUCUCUUCCAGAGAUGGUUAAGAGAGCAUUCAUAGUGUAAUAGACACAGAUAAUAUUUUCCUCCAAGUAUUUGCCAUUGCCUCUGCCAGACAAAUGUCAUUUUCACUUUCUGUACAAUUUAAGAAAUCCUCUCUGGGGCAUUUUUUCUGGCAUCCUUAAAAAACCAACGAGCGUAGAGCCAAGGUCUGUAAAAUGGCAUCGUCCAGGCAGCGGGCCAGGUUAGUGUGCCAAUAGAGAGUUAAGUUUUCUGAGGUAGUGGUUGCUAUUGGGAUGACCUACUUUACAGCAGGCUGUGCUGUGGUGGAGCGGCCUAGCUGGAUCUUUAAAACUGCUCAAGCAGCAGGAAGCAGCAGUGGCCCUCAUAUCUGCAGCUGGAUUAGCCAUCUAUUAAACUGAGAAAAAAAUCAAUUUGUCCACACCUAUACUUUUUAACCUUUUUUAUUCCGAUUUUAUUUGAUCUGGGAAACUCUUAUGAAUCAACAGGCAGAUAGCAGGCCUACACAGGGUUAUCUUGUCUUUCUCCACAGCCUGUUUAUCACCUUUAAAGGUGUUCAGGUGUUAACUCUGCCCACACACUAGACACACACACACACACCAUGUACCACCUGCUGCUGUCCUCUCAGGGGACUGUUCUGUGGCAGGAGGAUCACAGCGUUUUCUGUCAAUCAGUCAUCUGGGAUACCACACUGAUCACUGAACCAUGUAACCGUUGCACAGUUUCAUUCCAAAUAUUACAUCUGCAACAGUAAGGACUGAAUCUGUGCCAGAAUCUGUGCCUCAAUGACCAUAAAUGCUAGAAAGGUGAUGUAAAUGCAAAAAGGCAAAUGUUUGUGUGACAUUAUGGUUGUUGUGAAGGUGUGAGUGGCCUCUGUGUGCUGGGCUGUUUCCGUUGUAGACAGUGCAUGUUGUGCCAUAAACCUGCACUAGUGGUGGCCUGCAGUCGUGCAGGUUGUGCCAGAAACCUGCACUGUUAUACUGUAUGUACGAUCACCAUCUUAACAUGAAUUAUGGACAUAUGGUCAAAGGGUGUCAGUAUGCUUCUUGGACAGUGAUUUAGUUUGUAUUUAUAUCCUGGCCCAACAAACAUGUUCUUCAUUCUAAAUAAUGUAUUAUUUAGUGGGACUUAUUAGGGUUUUAUUCAAUCAUACAUGGUGUCAGGUUUAACUCACAAACAUGAGUCUCUUCACACUGUGAGAAUGCCCGUAAAGCAGCGUCCUCUCCUGCAUGGCCAUAUAGUGACAGUUGUCCGCCCAUUCCUGUGUUUCAGGUUCCUGCUGCAGUGUCUGGAAGAUCUAGAUGCAAGCCUCCAGAAGCUCAGCUCCCGUCUGUUUGUGAUCCGAGGCCAGCCGGCCAACAUCUUCCCCCGACUCUUUAAGGUGAGACCCCAUCAUCCCUACCAUCUUCCCCCCACCCAUACCCUCUCCCCCUCACCCAUACCCUCUCCACAGCCUCCCUCAAACCCUCCACCCAGAGACAGCAAAUAUCCACCAUGCUGUAUCAGUGUUUGCUGUGUCCUGUCCUCUCAGGAUUGGAACAUCUCGCGGCUGACGUUUGAGUGUGACUCUGAGCCAUUCGGUAAGGAGAGGGAUGCAGCCAUUAAGAAGCUGGCCACAGAGGCUGGAGUGGAGGUCGUCAGCAGGACCUCUCACACACUCUACGACCUGGACAAGUGAGUGGGACACCCAGUGACAUUUUCACAUGGAGGUUUGUAUUAAACCGAGCCCUGAAUUGAAACCCUCUCCUCCUCUCUGUAGGAUCAUGGAGCUGAACGGUGGUCACCCUCCUCUCACCUUCAAGCGUUUCCAGACGUUGGUGGGCUCCAUGCUGCCCCCGGACUCCCCAGUAGAGGCUCUGUCCCAGGCCAGCAUGGGUCGAUGUGUCACCCCCGUCUCAGACAACCACACGGACAAGUACGGAGUGCCCCUACUGGAGGAGCUGGGUAAGACACUUCACAAUUGUUCCCAUUGGAAUCCAUAUUGUGAAAAAAAAUUCUAGAUACUUUUACCGCAAGUGUCUAAACAUGCUGUGUGCCUGUUUCCCUCCCCAGGCUUUGACACUGAGGGCUUGGCUCCAGCUGUGUGGCCUGGAGGAGAGAGUGAAGCUCUCACCAGGAUAGAAAGACAACUUGGACCUGACCUCUCCACAGUAUGUAACAACACAUACACAUACAGACUCAUUGACUCAGACUUAUGUUUUAUAUCAUAUAUGUAUCAUAUAUUAAACCUUUCUCUCUCUCCAGACAUGGCAGGUGAAUUUUGAGCGUCCCAGGAAGACCGCCAGCCCCCUGCUCGCCAGUCCUCUGGGUCUCAGCCCCUACCUUCGCUUUGGAUGUCUGUCCUGUCGACUCUUCUACAGCAAACUGGUUGAGCUCUACAAAGAGGUACUGUACACACACACACACACACACACACGCAGACAAACACACACACACACACACACACAUGCAUACACACACACAUCUAUCCCUGCUGAACACUAACACCAACACACACACACGUAUCCUUACUUAACACUAACACCAACUCACACUGAUCACAACUAUCACGCAAGGUUGUUUAUUAUUUUGCUCGUGUUAUAUUUAUCUUCUCUGUCCUCGCCUCAGGUGAAGACGAACGACAGUCCUCCCAUCUCCCUCUACGACAAGCUGCUGUGGCGUGAGUUCUUCUAUACUGCUGCCACUAACAACCCUCGCUUCGACAAGAUGGAGGGCAACCCCAUCUGUAUCCGCAUCCCCUGGGACCGCAACGCAGAGGCGCUGGCCAAGUGGGCCGAGGCCAAGACGGGCUUCCCCUGGAUCGACGCCAUCAUGACCCAGUUGAGGCAGGAAGGAUGGAUCCACCACCUGGCCAGACACGCUGUGGCCUGCUUCCUCACCAGAGGAGACCUGUGGAUCAGCUGGGAGGAGGGCAUGAAGGUAGAGAGAGAGAAGGUGGAGGGAGAUAAGGGAUGUGGAUCAGCUGGGAGGAGAGAGAGAGAGAGAGAGACUGUGUUGUUGUUCUGUGUAUCUGACCAUGUUGUGUCUGUGUACCUGUCUGUCAGGUGUUUGAGGAGCUGCUCCUGGAUGCAGAUUGGAGUGUGAACGCAGGCAGCUGGCUGUGUCACUCCUGCAGUUCCUUCUUCCAGCAGUUCUUCCACUGCUACUGUCCUGUGGGCUUCGGACGAAAAAUAGAUCCAGAAGGAGACUUCAUCAGGUUGGUAUAUCUAAAUGCACACACACAACAUGCACACAGACUCAAAGUAUCUGCUUUAACAAGUCAUACAUUAGCAAGGCUGUUCUGUAAGUCUGUCUGACUGCUGUCUGUAUGUUGUGCUGAACCAACUCCUCUGGCAGUGGUGACGAGGCGUAAUUUUAAUUUCUCCUUCUGCUUGCAGGCGAUACUUACCUGUCCUGAAAGACAUGCCAGACAAGUACAUCUACGACCCUUGGAAUGCCCCCAUAGAGGUGCAGCGGGCGGCCAAGUGUGUGGUCGGCGUGGACUACCCCAAACCCAUGGUGAACCAUGCAGAGGCCAGCCGACUCAACAUAGAGAGGAUGAGACAAAUCUACCAGCAGCUGUCCAGAUACAGAGGACUCAGUAAGUAUUUUUCUCCCUCCUUCGCUUUGUAUUGUUCUGUCUCUGUCUGUAUUUCUCUUGCUUUCUGUCUGUCUCCUUCUCUCUGUCGCUAUCUCUCUCUUUAUCACACCUGCUCAUUAGAACUUGUCUCUCUCCUUCACUGUCCUGAUAGGCUUACUAGCUGCUGUGCCAACCAGUCCUAUUGAGGGUCUGAAUGUGAAUGAGGUCAAGCCGCUGGCGUCGCCCUCUACUGGUAGAAAACACAGCGGGACCAACAGCCAUCAUGGUGAGCAAGGACCAUGGCCUAAAACUCCUUUACUGUUAUCACACCACGACUGCAAAAUGAGCACAAUCUAACCCACACUUCUAUCCUCUACUCUACUCUACUCUACUCUACUCUACUCUACUCUCAUCUCACCCUCCCCUCCUCUCCUUUCCUCCUCCCCCUCUCUUCUCCUCUAUCCAGGCCGUGGUAGAGAAAACAGAAGUGUAAUAGUGAACGGUGAGGAGCAGCCGGGACCCAGGGGCGUUAGACCACGACCUGGACCAACAUACACUCAGAGUAAGACACAGUAUAUCAGACUAGACACGGUAUAUCAGACUAGACACGGUAUAUCAUAUCAUAUCAGACUAGACACGGUAUAUCAUAUCAGACUAGACACGGUAUAUCAUAUCAGACUAGACACGGUAUAUCAUAUCAGACUAGACACAGUAUAUCAGACUAGAUACGGUAUAUCAUAUCAGACUAGACACAGUAUAUCAGACUAGACACGGUAUAUCAUAUCAUAUCAGACUAGACACGGUAUAUCAGACUAGACACGGUAUAUCAUAUCAGACUAGACACGGUAUAUCAUAUCAGACUAGACACAGUAUAUCAGACUAGACACAGUAUAUCAGACUAGACACGGUAUAUCAUAUCAUAUCAGACUAGACACGGUAUAUCAUAUCAGACUAGACACGGUAUAUCAGACUAGACACGGUAUAUCAUAUCAGACUAGACACGGUAUAUCAUAUCAGACUAGACACGGUAUAUCAUAUCAGACUAGACACGGUAUAUCAUAUCAGACUAGACACGGUAUAUCAUAUCAGACUAGACACGGUAUAUCAGACUAGACACGGUAUAUCAUAUCAGACUAGACACAGUAUAUCAGACUAGACACAGUAUAUCAGACUAGACACAGUAUAUCAGACUAGACACAGUAUAUCAUAUCAGACUAGACACUGUAUAUCAGACUAGACACGGCAUAUCAUAUCAGACUAGACACGGCAUAUCAUAUCAGACUAGACACGGCAUAUCAUAUCAGACUAGACACAGUAUAUCAGACUAGACACGGUAUAUCAUAUCAGACUAGACACGGUAUAUCAUAUCAGACUAAACACAGUAUAUCAUAGACUAGACACAGUAUAUCAUAGACUAGACACAGGAUAUCAUAGACUAGACACACUAUAUCAUAUCAGACUAGACACGGUAUAUCAUAUCAGACUAGACACAGUAUAUCAGACUAGACACAGUAUAUCAUAUCAGACUAGACACUGUAUAUCAGACUAGACACGGCAUAUCAGACUAGACACAGUAUAUCAUAUCAGACUAGACACGGCAUAUCAGACUAGACACAGUAUAUCAGACUAGACACAGUAUAUCAGACUAGACACGGUAUAUCAUAUCAGACUAGACACAGUAUAUCAUAGACUAGACACAGUAUAUCAUAGACUAGACACAGUAUAUCAUAGACUAGACACAGUAUAUCAUAGACUAGACACAGUAUAUCAUAGACUAGACACACUAUAUCAUAUCAGACUAGACACGGUAUAUCAUAUCAGACUAGACACUGUAUAUCAGACUAGACACUGUAUAUCAGACUAGACACUGUAUAUCAGACUAGACACGGUAUAUCAUAUCAGACUAGACACAGUAUAUCAUAGACUAGACACAGUAUAUCAUAGACUAGACACAGUAUAUCAGACUAGACACGGUAUAUCAUAUCAGACUAGACACGGUAUAUCAUAUCAGACUAAACACAGUAUAUCAGACUAGACACGGUAUAUCAGACUAGACACAGUAUAUCAUAUCAGACUAGACACGGUAUAUCAGACUAGACACGGUAUAUCAUAUCAGACUAAACACAGUAUAUCAGACUAGACACAGUAUAUCAUAUCAGACUAGACACAACAGUCACUUACAGUGUUAUGUUGAGGAGGAAAUUCUUAUGGGUCUAUUUCUGUUUGUCUCUUGGUCACUGCAGGCUGUGGAAUGGCGCACACAGAGCAGGCACAUUCGUCCAAUCAUGGACUCUGUCAGACAGGAUGUGCCCAUGACUUUGCUGUGCCUCAGUAUCCAGGUCGUCUGGUCCGGGGUGGGGCCGGGUGCGGGUCUAGGAAGAGGGGACGGGAGUCGGAACAGGAAGUGGCCGGAGACAACGACUCUCUGUCCUCCGCCUUCAAGGUACAGCGACACAAUAAACGGGUAAGUCAGGGGUCAAUGUGUGUGUUAACAUUCUGUUUUCUACAGUCUAUGUUAUGUACCUGGGGGGGAUCGAUAAGUUACAAAAAAAAUGGAAAUAUUCAUGUUUCUGAGUUCAUGAAGUUAGACUUUUAGGAGCAUAGUAUAACUGACUCAACAUUGACAUUUUAGUCAUUUAGCAGACGCUCUUAUCCAGAGCGAUUUACAGUUAGUACAUUCAUCUUAAGAUAGCUAGGUGGGACAACCACAUCUCACGGUUAUAGUAAGUACAUUUUUCCUCAAUAAAGUAGCUAUCAGCAAAGUCAGAGCUAGUGGGGGGGGGGAAGUCAAGUGUGAGUUUUUUUUACACUCAGUUUAUCAGUGAUUCUGCAUUGUGAUACAGUAAACCCAUCAGGUAUUUACUUAGUAAAGCAUAAUAAUAAUGUUUCCUUUGUUCUGUGUUUGUGUUUCAGAAGAGUACGAGUCAGCAGGAUGAGAGGAUGGCUGUGUCUUCAUAAGCUGCUGCUGUCAUAGAUAGAUAGAAAUUAUUAUACAUACUGUACAUAGAUGUUUAAAUAAAUAUUUUUGUAUCAAGGAAAAGUCUCUGUUCCUGUAUGAGAUGUGACAUGAAAGUCCCUGAGUCUUAGUUUUCAGAGUUGUGAUCUCAAAAAUGUAUUAUUUAAAUUUGGAAAAAUGGUCAAAUCAGUUUGGAUUUAUCGGAAUCUAAUUUUGGGUGCCCAAGGUUAGGACUCUAAAUUCCCCACCUGGGUUGAACAUGAUGUACAGUCUAUAAUAUGUUAUGAUGUAAAUGAUUAUGUAAAUAUGUCAGUUACUGUUAGACUGUAGCUUUACUUCUGUACUGUAUGUCUGAAACAUAGCCUGAAGACAAACUCCAACUGGACUUACUCGGACAGAGCAGACAACGAUAAAACCAUUUCACAGGAGACCUGAUAUUUAGAUCUGGACCCCCCAUUACCUUUGACUUCUAACCCUGAGGAUCGCAGCAAGCUGAUUGGUCAAAUCAAACCAGCUGCUCUCUGUAGCAAAAGUGUGUGUAAAAGCAUAAGGCUGUUCAUCGUGUUAUUUUCCCACCAUGUUUCUUAAUUUCUGCUAAAAUGGAGGGUGAAGAGUGAACGCUAUUGUUGUUUUCCCUAUGGAAUUGUACGACUGCUUUUGUUACUUUUUGUUUUUACAGAAUUACCAAAGAAUUGCCUUCACAGAUGUUAAAAUAAUGUAAUGUAUAUACAGUAUACCUCUAGCACAACAAAUUAAAUGGUUGAAAUAA
Coregonus sp. 'balchen' is the source of this 10139-nucleotide messenger RNA. NCBI's taxonomy places the organism in Eukaryota, Metazoa, Chordata, Actinopteri, Salmoniformes, Salmonidae. The record is from the annotation of a GenBank genome assembly.